UUGUGAAACUCAGUUCGCAAUAAAUUCUCCGGGUGGUAGAACGUUACUUACCUCGCAAUGGCUGUCUUAGAAAUUGGUUUGGCCCUCCUGGCCAUCGGUUUUCUGAUCUACAAAUGGAGUACGGCCACCUUCAAAACCUUCGAGGAGCGGAAAUUGUAUUUUGAAAAACCGUAUCCAUUCGUCGGAAAUAUGGGUGCAUCUUUCUUUCAGAGAGCCUGUUUUCAGAAGCAACUAUCCGAGUUCUACGAUCGCACUCGUCAGCACAAACUGGUGGGCUUUUUCAAUCUUCGCACCCCCAUGAUCACGCUGAAUGAUCCGGAGCUGAUCAAAAAGGUCUGCGUGAAGGACUUUGACCACUUUCCCAACCACCAACUCUUUAUCACCUCCAACGAGCGCCUCUUAAACGACAUGCUCAGCGUGAUGAGAGACCAGCGAUGGAAGCACAUGAGAAACACCUUGACCCCGGUCUUCACGGCGGCCAAGAUGCGUAAUAUGUUCACCCUGAUGAACGAGAGUUUCGCGGAGUGUCUCCAGCACCUGGACACCUCGGCCACUUUGCCUGGAAAAAAGGGUUUUGAAGUGGAUAUGAAGGUUCUGUGCAAUAAGCUCUCAAACGACAUAAUCGCCACUACAGCGCACUGUGGGCCAGAAAGUUCAUUUUUUGGCCAAAAAUCUGUAAUUUCUUUCCUGGGAUAGUUAGAAGGAUGCAGUUUUUUGCAUUUAUCUCUUAAAAGAUUGAACUUUUCAACGAACUAAAAACUGACAAUCUUUGAAGCUGGUAAGGUUGAGUACUUUGUUCGUCUGGUGGUGGAUGCCAUUAGGUACCGGGAGAAGCACAAUAUCUCGCGUCCCGACAUGAUCCAGCUGCUGAUGGAGGCCAAGAAGGAGUCGGAGGAUAACUGGACUGACGAUGAGAUUGUGGCCCAGUGCUUCAUAUUCUUUUUCGCCGCCUUUGAAAACAACUCCAACUUAAUCUGCACCACCACCUAUGAGCUGCUUCAUAAUCCCGAAGUCCAGGAGCGUUUGUACGAGGAGGUGAAGGAGACCCAGGAGGCUCUGAAGGGCGGUUCCCUCACUUACGAUACAGUGCAAAAGAUGACCUACAUGGACAUGGUUAUUUCCGAAUCCCUCCGAAAAUGGUCUUUGGCCGCCGCCACCGAUCGUCUUUGCUCCAAGGACUACACCCUCACGGAUGAAGAUGGCACCAAGCUCUUCGACUUUAAAGUGGGCGACCGCGUCAACAUCCCCAUCUCUGGACUGCACUUGGAUGACCAAUACUUCCCGGAACCCAGAAAGUUUGACCCGGAACGUUUUAGCGAAGAACGUAAGGGAGAAUUGGUGCCCUACACCUAUUUGCCUUUCGGCGUAGGACCUCGAAACUGCAUAGGAAAUCGAUAUGCUUUGAUGCAGGUCAAGGGCAUGCUAUUCAACCUCCUGCUAAACUACAAGAUCGAGGCUUCCCCGAGGACCACCAAGGAUCUUUGGGGAUCCGCACGCGGUUUUAACUUCACCCCCAGGACCGGCUUCUGGAUGCAUUUGGUUCCGCGUAAAUAGAAUGAUGUGAAUACUGAACAGACUACUCAGCUACUAUUAAAUAAAAUGCACAUAAUUAUAUAAUAUUUAACAUUUAA
Drosophila suzukii is the source of this 1631-nucleotide messenger RNA. Lineage: Eukaryota; Metazoa; Arthropoda; Insecta; Diptera; Drosophilidae. The record is from RefSeq and is a predicted model, not a curated record.